This is a messenger RNA of Saccostrea echinata, 1587 nucleotides long. RefSeq lists its product as uncharacterized. Bases 7 to 1587 code for a protein of 526 amino acids. The transcript has 3 exons. The record is from RefSeq and is a predicted model, not a curated record. NCBI's taxonomy places the organism in Eukaryota, Metazoa, Mollusca, Bivalvia, Ostreida, Ostreidae.
AUACCUAUGGUUAAGGCGAAGUUGGAGGAAAGACAGAAAUUAAUGUCACGAUUUGGAAAUAAGGAUGAUGUUGUCUUGGACGUUUUGGAUUUUGCUGGUCAAGGGGAGUAUUAUGCCUCUCACCAGACAUAUAUUCGCAAGGAUGCUAUAUUCAUUCUCGUGGUUGACACAUCAAAGGACGUCAAUCAGAGAUUGGUAUUACCUGAACAAAAGGAGAACAAGACGAGUCAGUUUCUUUGUGAUAGGCCUGGAGUUGUAUUUAACUGUUGGAGUCCAAAAGAUUAUCUUUACUAUUGGCUGAAUACCAUUCGAAUGCAUGGAGGGAAUAGUGAACGGAUCAUUUUUGUUGGAACUCAUAAAGACAAAAAAAGGAAAGAUUUUGACUUGAAUCGUCUACUUGAUGACACAUCAAAGGAAAAGCUCAUGCCAAAAAGAUACUUUAAACCUGUCAUUACAGAUCUUUUGAAAUUUGAUGAAGAAACUAAAAAGGAAAUAACAGAAAUUAAAAAUGAGAUUUGUGAGCUCAUUAAUGAAGAAAAUGUUAAAGAGUGUCGACCAGCUAAAUGGAUGAAAUAUUUAAAUAUGUUUGAUAUCAUUAAAAGAAAUUUCCCAAUUGUCAGAAUUGAAGAAGUUUUGGAAAUGAUUGAUCAUUUUGACUUUGGGAUGAAUGACACGGAAAUAGCGGAUAUGCUUCAAUUUUUCCACAGUUCUGGAAAAAUUAUUUUCUUCAAUAUGGAUAAAUUACAGGACAAUCUUAUUCUUGAUAUUCAGUGGUUUAUUGACUGUUUUAAACACAUUAUUUCUGAUCGAAAUCAUGUGGAGGAAGAUUGUAGGAUUGUUGAUGACAAGGAGAAAGAAAUGUUAAAUUACUUUCGAGACAAAGGUGUAUUAGAAGUUAGUAUAUACGAGAAGCUAUUGAAUCAAAAAUUCAUACCAAAGGAGUUUUGGAGUAUUUUAGGUGAUUAUCAGAGUAAGCUUGGUAUGAUGUUUUACAUCAAGAAUUACAAAGUGGACGAUGAUGUCACAAUAAAGGAGGGUUGGUAUGUUCCUAGCAUAAACACCCAGGAAUUUAAACCCCAAAUAGCGGAGUAUGAAAGCAGCGAAUCGUCCCAGAUCCUUUGUUUUAGAUUUAGAGAUUAUCUGCCCCAUGAUUUAUUUGGGAGAGUAAUAGUAGCCUGCCUGAAAUCGGGACAUUGGUAUCCGUACGAUUUCCGAUUGUGCAAAACUGGAGCAGAUAUGUGUUAUAGACAUUCUAACAUAGCUGAAGAGGAACAAAUUUACCUUUUCACCGACAAAAGAAUCAUAACCGUUCAAUUUAUUGGAAAGCAUUCAGAAAAGAAUGGACAAACAGUCAGGCAAGAAAUAGAUUCCAUUCUUAAAUAUUUUUGUCAGUUUUACGCAAGUUCCACGGAAUAUGAAGUAGGUUUUCUUUGUCGUAAAGAAGAAGGUUAUAAGGAAAACUUAAUCAACCAUUUUGUGUCGGCAGAAAAAAAGUACUGUCAGGGAUGCUCUAAACGUUUUCUUGAUGAGUGGAAGAAGGCAGAACUAUUUUGGAAAAAGGUAAGAAUUCAAACGAUUUUAAGAUGA